Molecule: messenger RNA, 4107 nt
Organism: Paramecium octaurelia
Lineage: Eukaryota; Ciliophora; Oligohymenophorea; Peniculida; Parameciidae
Source: the annotation of a GenBank genome assembly
AUGGAAGACUAGUGGUUUCUAAAUGGAAAAAAAGUAAUAAAACAGCAAAUGUUAUCAAAAUCAUCACAUUAGAUAAUAAAUGGAGUAUCAAUAACAUUAGAAGCUUCAUUUGGAUGCUUGUAAAAUCCAAUAAGAAAGAACUGUAUGUUUGUGAAUGAUGACACUCUUAUGUUUAUAAGCGGGAAACAUAUAGUGCUCUAUGACAUUAUUAGAAAGAGAUAGACAUACAUAAUGAAGAGCGCUGAAGAUGAAGUAGUCUAAGCAUUGAGUUUUCAUGUUUCACAUGGACAAAAAUUGUUCAUUGCCAUAGCAUUCAAAUCAACAAGCAAGAUACUUCCUACUGUCAAAGUUUACAAUAGAAAAAAGAAGCGAUUCUACUAAUGUGUUCACUCUCAUUUAUUACCUAAUAGUAAUAUUCAUGAAAUUCUAUUUAUAAAUGAUGGAAAGGUACCAAGAUGAAUAAUAAAUAGCAUCUCAUCUCAUUGUCAACUUAAGAGGAUGGUUAUGGAAUGAGUUUAUUUGCAGUUAGUAAAGAAGUUUCACUUUCUUAUACUCUAAUCAAAUAAAAAAUAAAUAUGUUAGAAUCCAUUAGCGAUUUUGAAUUUUUUCUGAUUGGGCCAUAAUUUCUUACAUCUUACAAAUAUCAAGCUGACAUCAGUGGUUUAGAAAUAUAGAAUAGUUUGAUUAGUGUCUUAGAGUUAUAAUAAGAUGAAAACAUAGUAGGAGUAUGUUAUAAUUCUGAAAAGAAAUAUACAAUUGUGGCAACUAGCAGAAAUAAUCUCAUUAUGAUUAAAGGAGAUAAGAAAGUAGGAAAAUUCGAACUGCAAACUCAAUAAAAAGAAUCAAAUCAUUUAUUAUGUAAUCAUCAUCAUCGAAUAAUUUAUAGAAUAAAUAAAUAAGGAUAAAAAUAAGCCAACUGAAUAAGAAAAAUUAGUAAAUGUUCGAAUCUCUACUAUAGCAAAGACCAAUAAAGGAUUCAUAAUUGGUUUAAUUGGAAAACCUGCAUUAUAAGUUUAUGAAAUUGAAUAGGAUAGUUCAGAACAAGAGCAAUAUAUCUUAAAUUUAGUCGGCACUUACUUUAUAAAGGAUGAACAUAUAUACGGAAUUCAUUAAAUUCACUUGGCUACAGAUGAGAUGUAUGCAGCAUUAACAGUAAUUUACUUUAAUCGUUCUGCAUAUCAAGUAGCCUUAGGAUCAUAGUAAGUUUUAAAUAAUAUCGUUUCAUGUGAGUAAAUCUUGGAAAAUUAUCAGGGAAAAUUAGAAUUAUUUACAUUUAAUUUAGCCAUAGUUGAAGCUCUGAAAUCAGUUCAAAAAGAUCCAUUUGAACCAUUAUUUGAGAAGGGUGUUCACAAAGGUACAAUUUUCAAUAUCACCACAACUCCUAUGAGAUCUAUAAUAGCAUCAGUGUGUGAUGAUAAGAAUAUCAAAUUUUGGGAUUAUUCAAAUGACUUUAAAGAAAUGUUCUCUCAUUAAUUUCAUGAAACUCCAUUAUCUGUGGCUAUACAUCCAUUAAGCUAUUAAUGUGCAAUCGGAUUUAAAGAUGGGUAAUGAAAUAUAAUAUUUAUUCUCUAGUCUUCGAUUCUAUUUUAUACUCGAUGAUGAUCUUAAAUUAGUCCACAAUGAAACUACAAAAGUUUGUAAUGCUCUCACAUAUAGUGAAGGAGGACAUAUCUUAGCUGCCGCUAAUGGUAAUCAAAUUCAAUUAUAUAAUCCUCUAACAUAUAAAAUGAUAAAUGUCUUACCUAAUCAUCAAACAAAUCUAAAGGAUUUACUAUUUAUCGAUAGAGUAUUAAAAAUUAUUAAAUAUAUCUAAGGAUAAUUUGUUAAUUUCCUAAUGUCAAUUUGGAAUUUUAUAUGUUUGGAAUUUGCUUUCAGGAGAAAGAAUCUUAGAACAUGCUUAAAAGUAGAACAAAUAUCAAAGUUUAUGUUAUGACUUUGAAUAUGAUCUUGUUAUUGGAGUUUCAGACUAGAAAUUAAAAGUUUAUCAUGAGAAGGGACAGAACAUGGUUCUAGAAGUGGAUACAUCUCCUACUUAAUUUAGUGCCAUAUGCAUUAGUCAUAGAUACAAUGCAAUCUUUUUUGGAACUUCGUAAGGAUCAAUUAGAGUAUACUCCUAUCCAUUUUACCAUUUCAACCCUAAGAUGAUGGAAUCAAUUGAAAUUCCUGUUCAUUAAUUGGCAGUGACAGCCAUUAAAGUGUCUCCUGAUAAUAGUUAUUUAAUAAGUUCAUCAAUAGAUGGUAGUAUUUUUUUUAGUAAAAUCAAGCAGUUCAUUAAUGGAGAAGAAGUAAACAAUAUUUAAGUAAUAUUAGAUAACAUAAUUGGAUCUGAUAACUAGAGGUGAUAUUGAAAAUAAGAUUACUAAUACAUUUGCACUUAAUAGUUUAUGUUUAUGCUCAACUACUGCUUAGGAAAUAAGGCAGGAGCAGCUGAAAGAAUUAGAAUAUAGAUUGUAAAAUUUUAAGAGCGACAUUGAUGACGCUAAGGAAGUUUAGCUGAAUAAUAAUGACUACAAACUGAAGAAAAUACGUGACGAGCAUACUAAGGAAAUUCAAAAAGUUUAAGAUUAAUUAUCUCAAACAAUUUAAUAAUCAGAUGCCAAAAACAAUAAGAUUAAAGAAGAUAAAAAGAAUUUAAUAACAAUUUCUAAAAAAACAAUUGAAGAAAUGAAUGAAUAAAAUUCAAAGAAACUAUUGUAGAUUUAUGAUAUAAGAGACAAAUUGAAUGAAAAAUUACAAAAUAUCAUCAAACAGCAAGAUGAGGAACAACGAUUAGUGAAUUAAGAAUAUUAGUAAUCAAUUUCUUAGGUUGAUGACGAAUACUGCUAAAAAUAUUAAGAUUUAUUCAAUAGGUUCAGUUAAGCUAUGUCCAAUAUGAAAUUGGAUUAACGAAAAUUUAAAGAAGUUUUGCAGUAAAGUGAGAAAGAUUAUGAAACUUUUUACAAAGAAUCAUAGCAGUCCUUAAAAGCAAAAUUAGAAGAAUUUAACACUCAAACAGAAAUAUUAAGAUCUAGCAUCUCUCGAUUUAAAAAAGAAAUUGUGAGAUAUUAAAAUAGAAAAGAAAUCUUGCAUAAUUUAAAAAAAGGUAAUUAUUUCAUACAAUAGACUAGAAACCGAGGAAUCGUUGUAGAGUCUGCGUUAAGAAUUGAAAGGGUAUGAAGAAAAACAUAAAAUGAUGUUGGCAGAUUUAAGAGAGAAAGAGAAACUUAUAAAUUAAAGGGAAUAGCAAAUUAAAGAUUUUAGAAUGAAAAAUGUUCAUCUGCAAAAUUUCUAAAAAGUAUAUGAUUAUAGAGUUAACACUCUAAAGGAUGAAAGAGAGCCAUUGAUGGAUCAUCUAAAAAAUAUGGAAGUAAUUAUUGAUAAUAAUUCAUAUAGAAACACGUUAAGAAUCUUUAUAAUGAAUUGAUAGAAGAAUCAGGAUUAAAGCAAUCUAGAAUUGAAGAAGAAAGAAAAUUAAUUACAGAUCUAAAUAUAUUUAAAAACCAACUAAAGUCUGCCUUAACUGUUUUAUCUUUAUCCAAAAGAAAUAUGGACAACUUUAAGUCUUCUAUACAAACAUUAAUUAAUAGCGACACUGGAGAUUGGCCAGAGAAAUUAGAGGAAUUGUACCAUAUGGUGUAGAAAGAGAAUAGUAAGGCAAUCACUAUUAAAAAUCCUGUGUUUUAGGAAACCUUAAAGGAUAUGUAAAAGGAUCCUCUAUAGUAACAGAUUGAUCAAAGUUAACAAAACGCUAUUUAUAAAGCAUUAUCAAGUCAGAAGUAAUAUUUGCAAUAAAGUCUCUCUGAAGUUGAGGCUUCAGUGAAAUAUCAACUUGGCCAAAGAGAAGUAGCAUAUGAUACCAUUUAAGAUUAAAACAAACACCUCAUAAAGUAAUGCAAGGAAUUGAGAGAGAAAAAAUAGGAACUGAAAUCAUAAUUAGAUUGCAUGAACAAAGAAUAUAGAGAGAAAAAGAGAGAAUUAAAUAGUUAGGGCAUAGAAAUUCCAGAAGAAAAUGAAGAUGAUAAUCAGUUUACCAGGACUUACGCCACAACUUUUACUUCAAUUACAAGAACACCAGGAACAAAGUCGCAAUAAAAUUUUAGAACUAAAAUUAUUAGAAAUGUAGGAUGA